UCAGUUGAACUAGUUCGGUCAAUUAAAAAGCAAAUCAAAAUGCGCGUCCUCAUCCUCGUUGCACUGCUCGCCAUGGUGGCUCUGGCCACCGUCGAUGGUCGUCGUCCCGGAGGACCUCCUCAGGGCGGUCAAGGACCUCCGCAGGGCGGUCAGGGUCAAGGACCUCCUCAGGGCGGUCAGGGACCUCCGCAGCGACCACCCCAGGGACCUCCACAGGGACCUCCGCAGGGACCUCCUCAGGGCGGUAACUCAUCGUCCUCCCAGGAGUCAUCCGAGGAGAGCUCCAGCGAGUCAUCCAGCGAGGCAUCCGCCUAGGAUCUAGGAUCACCGAAUCCUUCAACCUAAAAAGCAAAAACGAAAAACUUUUAAAACUCUUUGAAUAAAGAUAUAUAUUCUGUUUAUUUCAAAACAAAA
Molecule: messenger RNA, 414 nt
Organism: Drosophila takahashii
Lineage: Eukaryota; Metazoa; Arthropoda; Insecta; Diptera; Drosophilidae
Gene: whe
Product: what else
Source: RefSeq, a predicted model, not a curated record